Pyricularia grisea is the source of this 1143-nucleotide messenger RNA. RefSeq lists its product as uncharacterized. The record is from RefSeq and is a predicted model, not a curated record. The transcript has 2 exons. NCBI's taxonomy places the organism in Eukaryota, Fungi, Ascomycota, Sordariomycetes, Magnaporthales, Pyriculariaceae. The coding region runs from base 118 to 720 and encodes 200 amino acids.
CGCGAUUUCCCCCAUAGCACCCGCUUCGGGAUCCCAACCAAGCAAACCACCCAAAGAGAAGAAAAAAAAGAAGAAGAAGAAAAAAAAAACACCGCACACCAACAGAGUCAAUUCAACAUGGGUGCGUCGGCUUCAAAGGCCGCACAAAACACAACUCGGAAGUUUCCGAGCAGGGCCAGCAACUUUGCCGCGCCCUCGUCAACCCCGAGCCCGAGACCACCACCCGCGCCGAGGCAAAAUCCCACAUCCAAACGAGGGCCGUCGGUAAAGGACGAAGCAAUCCGUCUCGACGCCAUGGACCCCUCCCCACCGAUCAACAACCCAGCCUUUGCCGACCGCCUGCGCCAGAUCGGCGCCGUGCAGCCAAACCCGACUCUGUCGCACUCGUCCACCUUUGCGCAAGCCGGCGGCGGCGCGCCCACGGCGUACAGCAACCGCACCGCUCACCCCUCCAUCGCGCAAAACACGACGCUGUCGGCGCUGGCGGCGCGACACAGGAUCCAGGAGCAGGCGGAUCGCGAGUUUGCAGACUUGGGCAAGAGCGGGUUCGAGGGCCGGCAGCUGCUCGAUGCCGCCAUGAUCCGUGACGUCUUGGUCAUGAGGUCGCGAGGCGUCGCGCCGGAACGCAUCGAGGAGAGGUUGAGGCUAAAGCCCGGUGUGGUCCGCCGCUUGGGUCCGCCGGGCGUCGUGGCGGCUCUGGGGGUUGCGGGGGCUAGCUGAGUGGGCAGGCAAAUGCGAAAGAGAAGCGCCUGGCCUUUUGCUUUGCCAUUCAUGUUUUCGAGAUCUAAUUUUUUUGUAAUACCACUGUACGAUAUCCAUUACGCCAUGGAAAAACUAUUGAGAAAGUUGAGGUUUUGUUUUCUGCUCACUGCCAAUGUAUAAAGAUAUACGUCAAGUUCUAGAAAUAAACACCGAAUGCGGCAUCUCGGGACGGUGACAAAGCAAAAGGAAAUAUAUAGAUAACCCCAAAUAUAAGCACGACCAACGCCAAACCGGCUGACUAUCCAAAAGAGACCCCGCUUCCUUACAAGACCAAGCACUCUCUACUCUACUCUCUCUCUCUCUCUCUCUCUCUCUCUCUCUCUCUCUUACCAGGCGGCGUGGCCACCGUCUAUUCUGAGGUCGCUGCCGGUCAUGAAGCUG